Copidosoma floridanum is the source of this 2107-nucleotide messenger RNA. It is a transcript of the gene Ns1, whose product is annotated as Nucleostemin 1. The record is from RefSeq and is a predicted model, not a curated record. Gene Ontology annotation, cellular component: nucleolus. Gene Ontology annotation, molecular function: GTP binding. NCBI's taxonomy places the organism in Eukaryota, Metazoa, Arthropoda, Insecta, Hymenoptera, Encyrtidae.
UCUGAGUCUAGUCUCUGGUUUCGUUUCCCUCCCGCUUCAGUAGACGCCCAGGCGAGAGCACUGGUGCGAACUUUACUUCACGUGGACAUACUUCAUUUAAAAAAGUAGCGUUUUUCUUUAAAAUUCCUAACCUUAUAUCCACGUAAUUACGUGGAUUUGGUGCGAAUAGACACAGCGAUUAAAAAUGGCAAAGUUCAAGCUCAACAAACCGAGCAAGAGGAUGCCAGCUCGCAAAAGGUACAAGAUAGAGAAAAAAGUAAGGGAACACAACAGAAAAAUGCGCAAAGAGGCUAAGAAACAUCCCAAGAAACAAAAGGUGAUUCAAGUGCCCAAUCAGUGUCCAUUCAAGGAGGAUAUACUGAAGGAAGUGGAAGCAUUUAAGAAACAGAAGGAGGAAGAAAGAUUGAAGAGGAAAGAGGAAGCAAAACAAAAAAAACAUGAAGAGCUCGCCAAAGCUGGACUGGAAGGCAUGGUUAAUCAAGCUGAGACCAAACAAAAAGAGCAUGAAGCCAUGGAAACAGGAGUGGCAAGUAAAAACACUGAUCAGCUAAACAAGAAAGAAGAGCACUCUCUCAAGGCAUACUACAAGGAAUUCAAAAAAGUCCUCGACGAUGCUGAUGUCAUUCUUGAGGUUGUCGAUGCUAGAGAUCCUUUGGGGACUAGGUGCAAGCAAGUGGAGGAGUCGGUCCUAGCUGCCAAAGACAAGAGGCUUGUGAUUGUCCUAAACAAGGCGGAUCUCGUACCCAGAGAGAACUUGGAUGCAUGGCUCAAGUACUUAAGGAGGAGUCUACCAGCAGUUCCCUUCAAAUCGUCUACUCAGAGUCAGUCCAGAAGAUUGGGCAGGAGGAAACUCGGGCGCAAGAAGGAAGAGAACAUUCAGGGUAAUACCUGCUUUGGGGCUGAGCUGUUGCUUUCGCUUCUUGGCAACUAUUGUAGAAGCACAGCCGGCACUAAGGCUAGUAUUCGCGUGGGAGUUGUGGGCCUACCAAAUGUUGGUAAAUCCAGUGUCAUCAACUCGUUGAAAAGAAGUAAGGCUUGCAACAUAGGAAACACACCAGGCGUCACAAAGCAAAUGCAAGUAGUGCAACUCGAUUCGAAAAUAAAGCUUUUGGAUUCACCUGGCAUAGUGUUUGAAAGUUCGAAAGAUGCUGAUCCGUCAGCGGUUGCUCUCAAAAAUGCAGUAAAGAUUGAAUCUUUGCGAGAUCCAUUUACUCCUGCAAGUACCAUCUUGAAGCGAAUCUCGACUCAUGAACUGAUGGAAUUGUACGAUGUGACUGAGUUCGCGUCACCAGAGGAGUUUUUCGCUAAAAAAGCCGCUAGAAUGGGAAAGUUUAGGAAGGGUGGCAUUCCUGAUUCACUAGCUGCUGCUCGAAGCAUUCUAACUGAUUGGAAUUCCGGCAAAAUUAGAUAUUACACUGUCCCACCAGAAGACACAGCUACGUGCCACGUGUCUGCGAAAAUUGUGAACUCAACGGUAGAAGAAUUUGACUUUGAAAAACUAGCAGAUGAGGAGAAAAUGCUCCUUGACAAUUUAGAGGCUGAAAAUGAAUCUGAACUUCAGCCAUUACAAAUAAGUAGCAGUGGCCCUGUUGAAUUGUCAAUGGAGGUAGAGGAAAAAACAGAAUCUGAAGUUAAAGUUCAAGGCAAAAAGGGAAAGAAGCGGAAGGCACAAGAAAACAAUAAAACUUCUCAAAGAAAGAAGAAAGUUGACCCUGUAUUUGAAUUGGAAGGAAAUCAGCAACUAAAUAGAAUAAAGAAAAUGCAAUUUAAAAAACAAAAAAAGGAAGCUGGACGAAGAGCAAGAGAAGCCACAGCCCUAGCUGGCGUCUUAGAUGGCGUAAAUCUGAAGACAACGAAUGACAAUUAUGAUUUCAAAACCGACUUUUCCCUGAAAUAACUGAAUUUUUCAUUCACUUGGGCUGUUGUUAUUGAAUUUCACAAAUUAUCAUCCUAGUUGUUCUGUGUAAAUAAUAAUUUUCUAAUAAAAAUUACAUACAAAAAAAUGUAUUUGUAUUAGUGUAUAUUGUUUACAACGAAGUUAAAAUGAAUCUAUAUCUUUUAUUCCUUUCUAUAAAGUGUACAUAAAAAAAUUUCAUGUAAAAUUAAU